AUGAGGUUACCCUCUGAGCGCCGGGUCUGGUCGCGCACAGCUGCAGGGCACUACCAUACAGCCAGCAGCACAGGCGCCCUCGUGCCAGGAGAUGACGGAGCACAGGAGUCCCAGCCAGCAGCGGCCCUGUGGCUGGCAUGUCCUGAUCCGCUGCAGGGCACGACCAGCUCAGCCAUACAGUCAGCAGCACAGGCGCCCUCGUGCCAGCAGAUCGACGGAGCACAGGCUGGUCAGCACUCGUUGCCCCCUGCGACCGCGCAGCCGACGUUGGUACAGCACUGGGACAUCACUAGGCCCUGGCACCCGCGCACCGGGAAGCGCCAGCAGCCUGGAGCACAGGAGCAGGAGGAGGACGCUCUGGUGCCCCCGGCCGCAGCAGCCACGCUGAACCUCUUCGGCCUCAAGGGCAGCCAAAUCUUGGAUUGGCUGCCCCAAGCAUGGGAACUCGGCCUCACCGCUUCUGUGUUCGUCCAUUUUCUCCACCAGCGCGCGUGCCUCAAAAUCCCACCGGGUUUCGAGUCGCGCUCCACCACCGGCCGCAUCGCCAAGCAUGCAGCUGGCCAUCGCCGCUCGGAACGCGCCAGGCUUUCAGCCCACGGACUGGUGGCGGCUGCAGCAGCAGCAGCAGCGGCGGGCGCAGGAGCAAAUGACACACAGGCACUCCAGGACUGA
Molecule: messenger RNA, 672 nt
Organism: Coccomyxa subellipsoidea C-169
Lineage: Eukaryota; Viridiplantae; Chlorophyta; Trebouxiophyceae; Coccomyxaceae
Exons: 4
Coding region: 1-672 (223 amino acids)
Source: RefSeq, a predicted model, not a curated record